CGCCUCCGUCCUCAUCGCUCACCGCCGCCGCCGCCGACGCAGGAAGACACCAGCUCACGCGCGUUUCCGAGAGGUUUGGAGUGAUGGCGACGGAGGAGGCUGCUGCGAUCGAGGUCCCGGCGACCGAGGUGGAGGCUCCGGCCGCCGCGGAGGCGGAGGCCAAGCCCACGAAGGCGAAGAAGCCGGCGAAGGAGAAGAAGCCGGCCGCCCCAAAGAAGACGGGCGCCCACCCGCCCUACGCCGAGAUGAUCUCGGAGGCGAUCGCGGCGCUGAAGGAGAGGACAGGGUCGAGCUCGGUCGCCAUCGGCAAGUACGUGGAGGGGAAGCACGGCGGGAAGCUGCCGACCAACUUCCGCAAGCUGCUCACCGUGCAGCUGAAGAAGCUCGCCGCCGCGGGGAAGCUGACCAGGGUGAAAAACUCCUACAAGCUCCCCGCCGCCCACCCCACCGCCACCGCCGCCGCCGCCGCCGCGAAGCCCAAGGACAAGACUAAACUAGCUGCCGCCGCGAAGCCCAAGGCGGCGAAGCCCGCCGCGAAGCCCAAGGCUUCCCCGAAGGCCAAGGCCAAGACCGCCGCCAAGCCCAAGGCGGCGUCGCCCAAGGCCAAGGCCAAGACAGCUGCGCCGAAGCCCAGGGGCCGCCCCCCGAAGGCUGCCAAGACCUCCGCCAAGGACUCGCCGGGCAAGAAGGCAGCGCCAGCGGCCAAGAAGAAGGCCGUGGCUGCGUCCAAGAAGAAGGACGCGGCCCCCAAGAAGGCGGCUGCCGUGCCGUCCCGGAAGGGCGCGGCGAGGAAGGCAAAGAAGUAGACUGCCGUCGUCGCCGCCAACCCUUCCCACCAUCCCCGCUCUUCCGCCUAUAGAUUCUCCCCCCUCUUUUUUCCUGGAUCCAUCGACAGCGUUCUCAGAUGAAGUCGUGCCUAGCUUGAGUAGGUUCGUCAGUAGCAUCAGCAGUAGCAGUCAUCUGUAAAGAACUUGAGAUGUGCCAUGUUGACCGCGCCUCCCAGAUCCCAAUCGCGCGUAUGAUGAACAAGUAUUUACCCUAAUCUUGUCGCCAA
This is a messenger RNA of Phragmites australis (common reed), 1054 nucleotides long. RefSeq names its product histone H1-like. Gene Ontology annotation, cellular component: nucleus; nucleosome. The record is from RefSeq and is a predicted model, not a curated record. Lineage: Eukaryota; Viridiplantae; Streptophyta; Magnoliopsida; Poales; Poaceae. The transcript is spliced from 2 exons. Gene Ontology annotation, molecular function: double-stranded DNA binding; structural constituent of chromatin; nucleosomal DNA binding. Bases 84 to 806 code for a protein of 240 amino acids. Gene Ontology annotation, biological process: nucleosome assembly; negative regulation of DNA recombination; chromosome condensation.